CUCCUCAGCGAAAACCCCCGGCCUGACCACCUGGGGGAAAGGCUCCGUUACCAUGCGUGGCUGAUAAGGGCCAGGAGAUUCCACAGCCCAGGUAGUUCCCCCGCCCCCCUGGCGUUUGUGGUCACCAUUAAUCAUUUCCUCUGUGCAUAUAAGAGCUCUUUUGCCAGCGAGCCCAGUACUCGGAGAGAAAGGCUAAAGUUCUGGGAGGAUGUGGCUGCAGAGCCUGCUGGCCCUGGGCACCGUGGUCUGCAGCCUCUGCGCACCCACCCGGCUGCCCAGAACCGCCACCCGGCCCUGGCGGCACGUGGACGCCAUCAAGGAGGCCCUGAGCCUCCUGAGCCAGAGCAACGACACCGAUGCCGACCUGAGUGAAGCAGAAGUUGUCUCUGAAACGUUCGACCCCCAGGAGCCCACCUGCCUGCAGACCCGCCUGGAGCUGUACGAGCGGAGCCUUCGCGGCAGCCUGGCCCGGCUCAGGGGCCCCCUGACCAUGAUGGGCAGCCACUACCGGCAGCACUGCCCCCCGACCCCGGAGACUUCCUGUGAAACCCAGAUUAUCACCUUCAAAAGCUUCAAAAAGAACCUGAAGGACUUUCUGUUUGUCAUCCCCUUCGACUGCUGGAAGCCAGACCAGGAGUGAGGCAGGCCGGGCCGGGCCGUGCCGCACACACCGCUGCUCCCUCCCGGAACGAGCCGGAAGCUCGGCGUCUUCAUGCCCGAGGGACCAAGGGGUGGCCCAGCCACGACGGGGGUGGCCUGGACCUGCCCGGGCCACACUGACCCUGACAACGGGCCCGGAAGAGAGAUGGGGGGGUUAUCCUGGCAGAGAUCAGUAAUAUUUAUUUAUAUAUUUAUAUUUUAAAAAU
This is a messenger RNA of Lemur catta (Ring-tailed lemur), 866 nucleotides long. It is a transcript of the gene CSF2, whose product is annotated as colony stimulating factor 2. The transcript has 4 exons. Gene Ontology annotation, molecular function: growth factor activity; cytokine activity; granulocyte macrophage colony-stimulating factor receptor binding. The record is from RefSeq and is a predicted model, not a curated record. Gene Ontology annotation, cellular component: extracellular region. Gene Ontology annotation, biological process: myeloid cell differentiation; immune response. Bases 209 to 640 code for a protein of 143 amino acids. Lineage: Eukaryota; Metazoa; Chordata; Mammalia; Primates; Lemuridae.